Oncorhynchus tshawytscha (Chinook salmon) is the source of this 3411-nucleotide messenger RNA. RefSeq names its product POZ-, AT hook-, and zinc finger-containing protein 1-like. Gene Ontology annotation, molecular function: protein binding. The record is from RefSeq and is a predicted model, not a curated record. The transcript is spliced from 4 exons. NCBI's taxonomy places the organism in Eukaryota, Metazoa, Chordata, Actinopteri, Salmoniformes, Salmonidae. Gene Ontology annotation, biological process: regulation of cytokine production; regulation of immune system process; negative regulation of transcription by RNA polymerase II. The coding region runs from base 356 to 2344 and encodes 662 amino acids.
GGGGGAGGGGGCUUGUGUGGGAGAAACCAGGAAGAGAAAUGGUAUGAAUGUAUUUGACAACUUGAACCUCAUGUAGCCUGAAUAGCUAGUGUCUAUUUGACGAAUACAUUUUACUCGACACAACGGAGACCCACUUUAUGUCAAAGUGAAAUAAAAAUUUAGAACGAUAACCCCAGCUUUGAAACGAAAAAGGUUAAAGUUCACAGGAAGCUGGGGGGCUACCAUUUUUCACUGCUGCUUACAUUUUAGAUGCUAGAGAGGGAGGGGUGGUCGUCGUGGUUUUAUUUAAUUUCUCCAGACUAUUGAGCUGUACACGUUUUUUUUUUGUUUCGCCACCCCUACUCACUACCAAUUGAUGUUGAAUGAAUUCGGCAUGGAGAGAAUAGCGGAGCAGUCGUGGAAUUCUUCAUACACCUAUCAGGUGAGCAAGCAUAGCGCGGAGAUGCUACACAACCUCAACAUUCAGAGGAAAGAUGGAGGCAAGUUUUGCGAUGUGAUCUUGCGCGUCGGCGAAGAGAGCUUUCCUGCCCACAAGGCGGUACUGGCGGCGUGCAGCGAGUAUUUCGAGUCCGUUUUUGGUUGUCAAACGGAGGGCGACGGGGAGGCAAAAGAGCUCGAGAUGCAUACGAUAAGUCCCAAAGUUUUUAAAGAUAUUUUGGACUUUGCCUACACCUCUAGGAUUGUGGUACGAUUGGAAUGUUUCCCCGAGUUGAUGACGGCUGCUAAAUUUCUGCUAAUGCGUUCUGUCAUCGAGAUAUGCCAAGAAGUAAUCAAACAGUCCAAUGUAAAAAUUCUUGUUCCACCCUCAAGAAGAGGCGACGUCAGUUUAUUCCGUGCCACGGGGGGCUCUGAAUUUAGUUUCACAUUGGCUGUAGACAACUUGUCAAAUGGGAAUGGCUUGUUUACCAACAAUGGGCAGACGCAUAAUGUGGAUGGAAAUCGGGCAAAUGAUACAGUCAUGUCGGAUGUCAGCCCCCAGUCCUCUAUGCCAGUCCUGCAGCCCGUGUCUCCAUCAGAGAUGACGGCCAACCCGUUCCAAGAAGAGGGCUCUUCGGGUUCCAGGAGAGGCAGGGGGCGACCAAAGAAGGGGACAGUCAUGGAACCUAUUCAUUACAAUAUCAGCACCUCUGACGUUAAAGAAGACAUUGAGCAGAUAUUUCCUUGUGGAAUAUGUGGCAAGGCAUUUACAGAGGCUGUGCGGUUGAGAAACCACGAAGCGCAGCAUGGAGCGUCCAGCCAUGGCGCGAGUAGCGGCGACGGCUUGUCUGGCGAGGGAGGCCCUACCUCGAUAUCGCACUCUGGUCAGCCCGGUCUGUUGGAGAAUGGCAUGCCAUUGCAUGGAGGAGUAGGCAUAGAAAACAGCCGUAAGCGCGAGAGGACGAGACGUCACGUUGGCUGUGACAUUUGUGGGAAGGUGUUCCGGGAUGUCUACCACCUGAACCGACACAAGUUGUCUCAUUCUGGGGAAAAGCCAUAUGCUUGCCAUGUCUGUGGCCUGCGGUUCAAGCGCAAGGACAGGAUGUCAUACCAUGUCCGGUCACAUGAUGGAUCUGUGGGUAAACCCUACCUCUGUCAAAGCUGUGGAAAGGGGUUUUCCAGGCCAGACCAUCUGAAUGGACACAUCAAGCAGGUUCACACAACAGAGAGACCCCAUAAGUGCCAGAUUUGUAAUGCUUCCUUUGCUACAAGAGAUCGCCUGCGGUCCCACCUAGCUUGUCACGAGGACAAGAUCCCCUGCCAGAUGUGUGGGAAGUACCUCCGGGCUGCGUACAUGACCGACCAUCUCAAGAAACACAGUGAAGGACCUCACAACUACUGUGGUAUAUGCAACAAAGACGGACAGGAGAAUGCUGGAAAAUGCCCCCAUCAAGGAGAAUCUGAGGGAGAUGAGCCGUUGUUCGGGGAUCUGUCCAACGGCGACGAAAUUAAGUCUACGCACAAGUCUGAGGAAGAGGAGCUUGGGAUGCCGUUUGACUGCAACGGAGCCUCUACCGAUGCUGUGGGAGGGUCGCCACCAGGUGCCGUUAAAGCCAAGACCAGCCAGGACUCUCCAGUGAAGAAGUUCCCUUGCAGCGAGUGCACCCAGACCUUCCGCACCAAGUCUUACCUCAAUAAGCACGUCAACAGAGUGCACCAUCAUGGGGUCCAGAAGAGUCUAGUGGUGAGUGUAGGGUCGGGGUCAGGUCUGGGGGAGCUGGGUCCUUCCCUGGGCUCACCCUUCUCCCCUCAACAGAACAUGUCUCUGCUGGAGUCAUUUGGCUUCCAGAUCGUCCAGUCUGCCUUUGCCUCGUCGCUGGUGGACUCUGAGGCAGGACAUAGUGGGAUGGAGCUGGGGGGGAAGUGACCUGUAGCUCAGUGGGGGGGAAGUGACCAAUAGGUUAAUGUGGGGGAAAGUGAACCUAGAUUUGUGCUGGAAAUUUGCCCUAGUUAGGUCUGUUCAGCCUAUCAGAUGUAAGGGAAUGGCAUUGUCUAUAGACUGCUCUUGACGUUGUCUAUAGACUGCUCUUGACGUUGUCUAUAGACUGCUCUUGACGUUGUCUAUAGACUGCUCUUGACGUUGUCUAUACACUGCUCUUGACGUUGUCUAUACACUGCUCUUGACGUUGUCUAUAGACUGCUCUUGACGUUGUCUAUAGACUGCUCUUGACGUUGUCUAUAUACUGCUCUUGACGUUGUCUAUAGACUGCUCUUGGACGUUGUCUAUAGACUGCUCUUGACAUUGUCUAUAGACUGCUCUUGACGUUGUCUAUAGACUGCUCUUGACGUUGUCUAUAGACUGCUCUUGACGUUGUCUAUAGACUGCUCUUGACGUUGUCUAUACACUGCUCUUGACGUUGUCUAUAGACUGCUCUUGACGUUGUCUAUAGACUGCUCUUGACGUUGUCUAUAGACUGCUCUUGACGUUGUCUAUAGACUGCUCUUGACGUUGUCUAUAGACUGCUCUUGACGUUGUCUAUAGACUGCUCUUGACGUUGUCUAUAGACUGCUCUUUGUGUUGUCUAUAGACUGCUCUUUGUGUUGUCUAUAGACUGCUCUUGACGUUGUCUAUACACUGCUCUUGACGUUGUCUAUAGACUGCUCUUGACGUUGUCUUUAGACUGCUCUUGACGUUGUCUAUAGACUGCUAUUGACGUUGUGUAUAGACUGCUCUUGACGUUGUCUAUAGACUGCUCUUGACGUUGUCUAUAGACUGCUCUUGACGUUGUCUAUAGACUGCUCUUGACGUUGUCUUUUGACUGCUCACGACGUUGUCUUUUGACUGCUCUUGGCGUUGUCUAUAGACUGCUCUUGGCGUUGUCUAUAGACUGCUCUUGACGUUGUCUAUAGACUGCUCUUGACGUUGUCUAUAGACUGCUCUUGACGUUGUCUAUACACUGCUCUUGGCGUUGUCUAUAGACUGCUCUUGACGUU